CCUCGACCCCUUGAAGUCUCUCCCCCGGAACAGAAAUGGGAUUGAUGUGGAGUCAGAUGUCUACAAGAUGCUUCAGGAUUAUGAAAAGCCCAUUUCGGAGCCUAAGCAAUCCGGAUCCUUCCGGUACUUGCAGGGCAUGUUGGAGGCUGGUGAGAAUGGUGAAAAACUUGACAGACUGAGCAACCCCCGAAACAUCAAGUCCCCGGUGUCAAAGCUGGGCGGUGCCAUGACCGGGCUGCAGAUGCUCCCCGAGUGCACCCGCUGCGGGAACGGGAUCGUGGGCACGAUCGUCAAAGCUCGAGACAAGCUCUACCACCCCGAGUGCUUCAUGUGCGACGACUGCGGCCUCAACCUGAAGCAACGAGGGUAUUUCUUCAUCGAAGAGCAGCUGUACUGCGAGACGCACGCCAAGGAGAGGGUUAAACCCCCCGAGGGAUAUGACGUGGUGGCUGUUUAUCCAAACGCUAAAGUUGAACUUGUCUAA
Molecule: messenger RNA, 484 nt
Organism: Antrostomus carolinensis (chuck-will's-widow)
Lineage: Eukaryota; Metazoa; Chordata; Aves; Caprimulgiformes; Caprimulgidae
Gene: PDLIM4
Product: PDZ and LIM domain 4
Exons: 3
Biological process (GO): heart development; muscle structure development; actin cytoskeleton organization
Cellular component (GO): adherens junction; filamentous actin; Z disc
Molecular function (GO): actin binding; muscle alpha-actinin binding
Source: RefSeq, a predicted model, not a curated record